This is a messenger RNA of Hippoglossus stenolepis (Pacific halibut), 3307 nucleotides long. It is a transcript of the gene fgf1a, whose product is annotated as fibroblast growth factor 1a. The coding region runs from base 1755 to 2225 and encodes 156 amino acids. The record is from RefSeq and is a predicted model, not a curated record. Gene Ontology annotation, biological process: cell differentiation; positive regulation of gene expression; animal organ morphogenesis. Gene Ontology annotation, molecular function: growth factor activity; fibroblast growth factor receptor binding. Lineage: Eukaryota; Metazoa; Chordata; Actinopteri; Pleuronectiformes; Pleuronectidae. The transcript has 3 exons. Gene Ontology annotation, cellular component: cytoplasm.
GCAGUAGCUCCUCUAAAGUCAAAUGAGGUGAAAACUCGAAAAUAUGCAGACACUGGAAUGUUCUGACCUCAGUCGGCCUGAGGGCAAAAACUAAUCCAUGUGCAAGAGACAGAGCAGCUGAGAGGAGUCACAUGACACUGAGGAGAGCCAAUCAGAUCCGAGUUUAUAGUAAUGUUUUUGGUUACUUGGAAACCCCCAGAAUCAGCAGCAAAAAAAAAAACUUUCCGACAAAAAUCAAUAACAUCGGAAUUCGAAUUUUGAAAUGUGAUUAUAUAAUAUCAGUCAGCCUCUCACUGUGGAUGACAAAGUAAAGAGACAUCAUGAAACAGGAACUUCAAUGUUUGUGGUGCUCUCGCAUGUGUGAGGUGGGCGGGUCUCCGCUGGACCGAAGGUGAUACCAACCGCUUCCGUGAACCAAUCAGGAUUAAGCUUAACAUUUGAAUCCAAACAUGAUGAAGGUCACAUCUGCUCCAACCACACCUGCACGGACGAAUAGAGUAGAAGAAUGAAUAAUACUUAAUGACAGGUACAUGUUUUCAGAGCCAGUAAGACCUCCACUGUUAAAGAUGGACUCGGUAUAAUGUGCUGGUGAUGGAGAAUGUAGUUUUUCUAGAGUAAACAAUGUAUCUGCGAAGAGUUUGUACUGUUUCCUUCUUCAUUUCUAAUGAAAACUGCCCAAACACGUGAACAUGAGGCCUCAUCGCCUUCAUCCAUUGGUUUGUAUCAGUCUUCAGUCUCAACACAUGAGGAGUCAGAGCUGAUUUUUUAAUUAUUCAUAUUUGUCAUGUCAAAUGACCAUGUGAAAACAAUUGUUGUGAAGUUAAUUCAGGUUUAGUGGAGAUCAUGAACUUUCCUAUGAAGAAAUCAGGGAUCAACUAGUUGUAUUACACGUGAUCAUUAUCUCGUUUGCUCAAACAUUUUGGUCCCCACCGGCGUCACAUUUUCAAAACACAGGCUGAAACGGAAGCAGGCAGGAAAUGACACAAUAACACGCACAGAACACGAAACGUGUGUCGUAAUGAAUUCCCCUUAAACAUAAAGGACAAAGGAUAUGCUUUCAAUCAAUCAUGACACCACAUACAACAUAAGACAGCUCAUUAUGAACCAGCUCAGCUUCACUUGUGACUUAUGCUUGUGCCACUAAAUCAUUACAGUAGUUUGUGGCCAAAAAAGGCAAACAAUCAUAUCCCAGGAUUAUUUUACUCUGUAGCCUUUCUGCUCUUUUUACUGCACUGUGUUGGGAUACAGUCAAAAGAAGAGACGUGUUCUAAUAAACGUUCAUUCAUCUGAUUCUUGGAAGCAUUUAUGUGUCCAUGAACUGUCCACACAUUGGGACAUUCUACACGGUCAGGCCUUUGUGCUGCAGCCUCUCCUCAGCAAAGAUCCAACAUGAAGAUUUUAAUCCAAAAUCAGAAAUACUCCAAAUGUUCUGCAGUCACUUUUUUCAAAAACUUUAAACACAGAAAGGCAGAGUAUCGUAAAUAAGAAUAAUCUGAAUUACUAUAAACAUUUAAAGUAAAGACACCAAAUGGGUGGAAAUAUAGAAAAAAAACAACAGAAGUGGAGGGACAUGGUGAAUGGAGGGGCCAGAUGAGGGUGAGGCCAGGAGUCGGGGGCGCGCCUCCAGCCUGGCCCUGAUGUCUCUCUUCUCGUGAACGAGCAUGUAAACACCUGCCCACUGCAGGGGGACAGACUGUCUGCUGGAGCGGUGUGUGUCCUCUGUCUGUGUCCUGUGUGUGUGUCCUGUGAGCGGGAUGGCGGAUGGAGAAUUGUUCGCAUUGGAGGAUCCCCAGGCUGUGGAGGCGGGACCGCGGGACCACAGGAGGCUGACCCGGCUGUACUGCAUGAACGGCGGACACCACCUGCAGAUCCUGCCCGAUGGGACGGUGCAGGGCCGGAGGGAGGAUGGAGACGCUCACACUGUUUUAAAGAUCCGGUCUGUGGACAGAGGUGUGGUGGUCAUCCAGGGGACAGAAGCUGGCCGAUAUCUGGCGAUGAGCGAUGAGGGACGUCUGUACAGCUCACCCACAGUCUCUGACGAGUCGUACUUCCUGGAGAAACUGGAGGAGAAUCACUACAACACAUAUCGGCCUCAGAAGCAUCAGGAGAGCAACUGGUACGUGGCCCUGAAAAAGAACGGAAAACCUAAACUGGGUCCAAGAACUCACAUCGGGCAGAAGGCCGUCUUCUUUCUGCCCCGCCAGCUGGACGGCUCUGGGGAGUAGAAGAAGAAGAAGAAGAACAACAAGAAGAAGAAGUUCACCUCAACACGCAGCGAUUACCUCGACCAAAAUGGACCAGAAGCUGCUGUAGGACAGAUUUGUGUGUUUGUAAAAUAAGACUUGGUGAGAAAGUGGUUGAGGAGAUGCUGGUCGUUUUUAGGGAAAGGACUAGAUCGUGCUUUUAUUGUUUCAGACAAAAGGUCUUCGUCCCUGCAAAAAGGAAUUUGAGCUUAAACAUUGCACUUAUCUUUUUUCAUCCUCACGCAUCCACUUUACUGAACAACUCCAUGUCAUCUCUAUUAGCAACUUAACUACAUUGCUACUGUUCGUCUUAAACAGAGAAGAAGCUAAGUGAGCCAAGUAAUUGUCCUAUUAUGUGAUGUUAUUUAUAUUAACAUAGAGGCAUUGUACACAAUUAUAUCCUAUUUAUAGAGACUAUAUUAUAGAGGAAAAAAGUGUAGAGUGUGUAGUGCUGGUAAAUGUUUAUUUAUCCAACAUAUCCUAACGACUGAGAACUUGUUUCCAGAUGUCAGUGAGAUUUGGCCAAAUGUUCGGCCCAACAAGUCGUUUGUCAUGUGGAUGAAGUACUGGUUACAGGAGCGGUUUUAAAAGAGUUACUGGGACCUGAGGAAAAUGUCCGAACUGUGCCGUUCUCUCAAACUACUGCAUUUACUUGAAUGUUAAGAUGACACAUGUAAAUGUUUGACUGCGAAUGUUGCAAGCGUGGUGGAGGUCAUGGGCUUUUCUCUAUAUAUUUGCAUUUCGAUUUGUGCUUGAGGGAAAAAAAGAUAAGCUUUACCAGACUUUUGGAUGUUUCAUAUUCUCCGCAGUUACACGUUGCUGCCCCUUGUGUAAGAUUACUGUGAAGUAUGUGACGUCCAUGACAGGGUUUCCCCUGCAUUAAUACAGAUGAGAGGCCAAUGAGAAGCCCUCCUCUAAUAAGUGCUAUCCUAGUUAUGCAAUGAAAUAUUUCUGUCAGUGCUUUUUAAGAAAGAGAACAUUCUUGUGUUUCUGAGCUGCGUCCCGAUUUUAUUUUAUUUUUUUAAAGCGAAUCACUGAACCUGAAAUAAAAAUUCUAGGGGAAA